UUCCAAGUCCUCCACCGCCGCCGCCGACGGCAAUGCUUCCGACCAGACUCAAUCAUCCAGCGCUAGCCUCAGUGAUGAUCUCCUGGGAGUCAGUGUUAGAAAGAUUGUUGUCAUGGUGGCCGUCUUCGUACUCUUCCUCUUCGUCCUACACUGUACCUGGGUGACCUCAAACGCCUACUCCAGUCCGUCUGUCGUUCUGGCCUCUUAUUCAGAACACGGCCAUCGCGUCAUUUUGGACGAUUUCCGGUGA
This is a messenger RNA of Dibothriocephalus latus, 250 nucleotides long. NCBI's taxonomy places the organism in Eukaryota, Metazoa, Platyhelminthes, Cestoda, Diphyllobothriidea, Diphyllobothriidae. The record is from the annotation of a GenBank genome assembly.